CUAUCAAAGUCCUGGAAACAGGUGCUAUUCUUCUUGUUGCCAACAUUUAUCCAAUCACGUUACCUACCUCGCCGGAUUGCACAGAAACGACCUUUGCAUCCGACAGCAUGGUUAGAUGGCAUGCGAGGAAUUGCAGCUUUCUGUGUCUUCAUUGACCAUUUAUCAUACUCCAACCACGACACGUACACAGCAUACAGCUAUGAAUCAUCCAACUAUGAAUGGUUCAAGUUGCCCUUCCUUCGAUUUCUAUACACGGGAGCUUCCCAAGUCGCCAUAUUCUUCGUCGUGUCGGGAUACGCAUUGAGUUACAAACCAGUCAAACAAAUGAGAAACAAGGAAAGAGAUGGACUACUCACGACACUAUCUUCCUCGGUGUUCAGAAGAGCUAUAAGACUAUAUCUGCCGUGCGUCGCUUCAACUCUCCUAGUCAUCUUAUGGGUCAGAUUAGGAUUAUACGAGAUGACCAGGGACUUUGCCUCUAACGAUAAACUCUUGACUGGAAGGAGAGAACACCAUCCCUGGAGAUAUGAGACUUUGUGGAAACAGUUGAGUGUUUGGGCUGUCAAGAUGUGGAGCUUUUUCAAUCCGUUCGACUUCAAUAUGAAGAUUGGCGACGGAGCAUUGGAUAUCGAUGGACACCUUUGGACUAUACCUGUUGAGUUUAGAGCAUCACUGGUCCUAUACCUCUCACAACUUGGUUUAUCUCGUCUGAAACCCACCCUCAGGAUCUCUAUCCUCGUCGGAUUGAUCCUCUAUGUUCACCAAAUUAACCGCUGGGAACUUCUUCUCUUCUACUCUGGUUUCUUGCUCUGCGAGUUGGAUUUUCGACGACGCUCGCUUGCCCCCACCACCACGACUUCGAUCUCACCUAUCUCUCCGUCAUCCUCUGCUUUCUCGACGACCACUGAACCUUCGAGGAUUUGGUCAACGAUUUAUUACAUGACAUUCGUCUUAGGGUUGUACCUUGGCUCGCAACCAGCACGAGACCUGGAACACGCACCUGGGUGGCGGUCGCUCUCCACCAUGAUCCCCAGCCAUAUCAAUCCGCGCGACCGCUACUUCCCAAACCUCGGCGCGAUUCUCCUGAUCUGGUCAACCUCUUGCUACCAACCUCUGCAAUCCAUUUUCUCGCACCCGGUAAUUCAGUACCUGGGUAAGAUUUCUUAUCCUUUGUACUUGAUGCAUGGAGCCGUAAUUCACACAGUGGGUUAUGGCAUCAUGGAGCUCAUGUGGGGCAGCUUAGGACGGGGUACUGUUUUCAAGAAAGAAAUUGGAUUUGGAAUUGCGGCUAUUUGGGUUGUGAUCUUUGUUGUUUGGAUGGCAGAUAUAUUCAUGAGGGUUGUGGACACGCCGACUGUGAAGUUCGCAAAGUGGUUGGAGGAGAAAUGU
Aureobasidium melanogenum CBS 110374 is the source of this 1389-nucleotide messenger RNA. RefSeq lists its product as uncharacterized. Gene Ontology annotation, molecular function: acyltransferase activity, transferring groups other than amino-acyl groups. The record is from RefSeq and is a predicted model, not a curated record. Gene Ontology annotation, cellular component: membrane. Gene Ontology annotation, biological process: polysaccharide biosynthetic process. NCBI's taxonomy places the organism in Eukaryota, Fungi, Ascomycota, Dothideomycetes, Dothideales, Saccotheciaceae. The transcript is spliced from 2 exons. The annotation marks the transcript as partial.